AUGCCUUUCCCGCAACGGUUGUCAAAAGCCGUGCUCGAUAGACAUUUUGGAAAAUAUUGUGAUGCCCUCAAGAAGGUACACGCUUCUACUCCCUAUUCUGAUCUUUUAGUUCAAAUGCCUCAAUUUGCAAAUUUUGUAAAGAAUAUUAAAGAUCAACAUGAGGAUAAGGAAGUAGCACAUAAGAAGGGCCCUACUCUCUUAUAUGAUAACCUACCACCUAAGCUGCAUGAUCCUGGUAGUUUCACUAUUCCCUGCACGAUAAACGAGAAAUUUUUCGAUAAGGUUUUGUGCGACUUAGGUGCUAGUGUUAACUUAAUGCCUUAUUCAUUGUAUGAGAAUUUAGGUUUGCAAGGACUUAAACCUUCCCCUAUUUCUCUUCAAAUGGCUGAUAGAACCUCUAGACUCCCUAAGGGUGUGGUUGAAGAUGUAUUAAUUAAGGUUGAUGAACUUAUUUUUCCUAUUGAUUUUGUUGUUAUGGACAUGAAAGUAGACCAUAAGAUCCCGAUUAUAUUUGGUCGUCCAUUCCUUGCCACAAGUCAAGCUCUAAUAGAUGUUCCUAAAGGACAAGUGACCAUUAGGGCCCAGGAUAAACAAGUCAUAUUCAAGCUCUUUGAUGAACAUAAAUCUAAAUUUAAUGGUGGUACUUGCUUAAGAAUCGAUGCUACUAACCCUUUUGUUGAUAAGUAUGUAUUUGAUAGAAAUUUCGUGAGAAGCAAGGACAAAAUUCCACCAUAUGAUGUGUUUGGCCGCAUGAAGAGAACAUCGGUAUAUAGGAGGAGCGAGAUACUGAGAGAUUCCAUCAAAAGUGGAAAAUAA
Messenger RNA from Chenopodium quinoa (quinoa), 816 nucleotides. RefSeq lists its product as uncharacterized. Lineage: Eukaryota; Viridiplantae; Streptophyta; Magnoliopsida; Caryophyllales; Amaranthaceae. The transcript is spliced from 2 exons. The coding region runs from base 1 to 816 and encodes 271 amino acids. The record is from RefSeq and is a predicted model, not a curated record.